AGGACCUCCUCUGCACACAUUUGCAGAGGAACCUGCUCCAAUAUACACUAUAUUUCAUUCUAUGUAAAACAAUAAUAAAUAACAAUGUUUUCAAAAAUUAGACAAAGAUAUUAGAAAUUUACAAAGUACAUUUGCAAAUAUAUUUAAAUUGAAGAUAGUUUUGAAGAAAAGAAGACAACCAAAAGGUUGACUCCACCCUCUUUGUCUGGUUGUGAUCUGUCAGACCUCUAGGAAAGCCAGUUUACCUUUUCGCAAAUCACUGCAACUGCAUACCCAAGCAUCUGAGAGUCUGGAUAUAUUUCACAAGCUGAACAGGAUCUACAACUUUUUAAAGGCUGAAGAACAUUCUGAAGCAUUAUUAUAUAUAUAUAUAUAUUUGGGUUCCGGGGUUCUAGUUGGAUUUACCAACACACAAGCAAUGACUUACUUCAUUUUCACCUGACAGACAACGGUGCAGUCACCCUCACAAACAAGUCAAAUUCUUAACAAAUCAACAGUGCCAACAAGAUGCAGAAGCAAGUGGAGGUCAGAAUAGAUGAGGGCCACUUGGAGCCCACAGUGGACACAAAUGACAGUGCAUGCAGCAGCGUAUGUGAUAAAAUCAUGAAAAAUAUGGUUCUAACACUGACAAUUCUUGGUGUGUUUCUGGGUUCCAUUGCUGGAAUGCUGCUGCGGCAUAUAUCACCUCUUCCUCCUGAUGUUAUUAUGAUCAUAAGCUUCCCUGGGGAGAUCCUAAUGAGGAUGUUGAAGAUGCUUAUUUUGCCUCUUGUUGUUUCAAGUCUGGUAACAGGACUGGCUGGUUUGGAUGCUAAAUCUAGUGGGCGUUUGGGAACGAGAGCCAUGGUGUACUACAUGUCGACGACAGUGAUUGCAGCGGUCUUGGGAGUGAUCUUGGUGCUGCUCAUUCAUCCUGGCAACCCUAAACUAAGAGCUAAUCUUGGACAAGGGAAGAAGAAUGAUGACGUUUCCAGCGUUGAUGCUUUCUUUGAUCUCAUCCGAAAUCUGUUUCCGGAAAACUUAGUGCAAGCCUGCUUUCAACAGAUACAAACAGUGACCACAAAAGUACAGAUUCCCACUAACAGAACCAAAGCGCCCCCACAGUUCACAAUCAAGAGAUCACUUCAGUUCAAGAGUGGGAUGAAUGUCCUUGGUUUGAUUGGGUUCUUUGUUGCUUUCGGAGUCAUCAUGGGGAAAAUGGGGGAGAAGGCCAAGCUUAUGCUGGAGUUCUUUAACGUCUUGAAUGAGAUCAUCAUGAAGAUUGUUAGUGCAAUUAUGUGGUACUCGCCUGUUGGUAUUGCUUGCCUAAUCUGUGGGAAAAUCAUCUCCAUCGCUGAUUUAGAGGUUGUUGCCCGACAGCUGGGAAUGUACAUGCUCACUGUGAUAGUAGGCCUCAUCAUCCAUGGAGGCAUCUUCCUUCCUCUAAUAUACUUUGUGAUAGUGAAAAAAAAUCCUUUCAAAUUCUUCAUGGGAUUAUUCCAAGCUUGGGUCACAGCACUUGGAACAGCAUCCAGUGCUGGAACCUUGCCUGUCACAUUCCGAUGCUUGGAAGAGAACCUGAAAAUUGACAAAAGAGUAACACGUUUCGUCCUCCCUGUUGGGGCCACCAUCAAUAUGGAUGGUACAGCCCUCUAUGAGGCUGUGGCUGCAAUCUUCAUCGCUCAGAUGAACGGAAUUGUUCUCGACUGGGGCCAAAUUGUCACUGUCAGUAUGACAGCAACCUUGGCUAGUGUUGGAGCAGCCAGUAUCCCCAGUGCUGGACUCGUAACCAUGCUGUUAAUCUUAACGGCAGUGGGGCUACCCACUCAGGACAUCAGCCUUCUUGUAGCUGUUGACUGGCUCCUGGAUCGCUUCCGUACCUCAGUCAAUGUGGUUGGCGACUCCUACGGAGCCGGUAUCGUAUACCACCUUUCAAAAGAUGAGCUUGAUUCCUUCGAUGCCCAACAAUCCCGGAUGGAUGAUUUUGAGAUGACUAAAUCAAAAUCUUUCUUUGAUAAUAACACCAACCAGAAUGUAUACGCUCACCACAAUUCAAUCCUUAUAGACGACUGCAAGGUCACCAUGGGCAAAAAUGGCAAGACUGCAGGGUUCUCUUUUGUUGAAGAGGAACCGUGGAAAUCCGAGUAAAUCAGACCAACAAGCUUCUGCGCCUUACCUUCAGUUCCACAAACUUGUAACGUCUGCUGACAAAACUCUAGAACUGACACUCAAACACCAAUUAGCACAUAGGUUGUAUAUUCGCAACAAAAAAAAAUCCCAACAUUUGGUUGAAAAGACUCCAGGCCUUACUUGGUGCUUCUGCAAACUUCAUGUUUGGUCAGUUAGAAUCAGAAUUCUUCAACCUUUUGUAAAAUCUUGUUUAUCUUUUGUAUUCAACAUAUUUGUAUUGCAUGGAGAGCUGCAAAUAACAGCCAAGAAGAGCACUGAGUUGAUGUAAAAAAUGGGGUGAAUGCUUUAGAAAUAUAUAUUUGUAAAUUUGACUUGUAUAGCUUGUGAUGGCUUUCAUGAAAGUGUUUGGAUUUAGAAUUGUUGACUGUUUGUUUUGAAAUUUAACCGUAGUUAAUUAGAGCAGAUGGUAAACAGAAGUGACUAUAUGAUAUUGCAAUACAAAGACAGGCGUGGUGCAUUACCUUUUACUUUUCGACUAAUGGGAUUACACCCUCAUGUCACACACACACACACACACACACACACACACACACACACACACACACACACACACACACACACACACACACCCAGUCAAACCUAAGCAGAUAGCUUAUGUCUUAGACCAUAAAAAGGAAAAGGUGUGGCCUCUAAUUGUGGCAACAACCAGUGCAUGUGUUGUUGUAAAACAAGUACGUGAGGGUGACCUCUAAUUAAUUUUGGUUGAUGAUUUUGUAAAUGUUUUUGUAACUUUUGAAACAUUUAUAGGUAUUUUUUAGAAGGAGUUACAGCGUAUCCCUGGAAAGAUGUGUUUUUACACUAUGCAUAAUUUCUAAAUGCAGAAAGCACUAAUAAACACGGCAGGCAAGCAGGGUGUCAUUAAAGAUAAUAAAUGUAGAAUGGUUCCUAGCCUAUUCAAACCAGUGCAUUGUUUUGUGUUUCUUUUUGUCCUCCAUAUUUUUUGCUAUAUACUGUAUUUAACUUGCCUUGAAGAAAUCAACUUCAUAGUGCAAUAAGCAUGUUGUUGAAAUUUCAGGAUACAAGUUAAUAUGGGUCUCCCAUUAAAUCAACAAAUCCCUUGUAUGUAACCUAAUGGCUUAUUGAGGAUGGCUGGGCCCUCCUCAUUUGCUAGAUUGUGAUGUAACACCAUUUUCCCCCAGUUUGUAACACCACAUCUUAAUUAGUUUGGUUAAGUUUAACUAUUAAAUGCAUAAUUGAUUUGGCUUCCAGCAUUUAAUGUAUUAUCCCUUCGAUUUCACUCAUCUAUUUUGGUUUAAAUAAAGCAACAGUUAAUGUAAAACCAUUCUUGCUAAAAGUGCCUCCUUGCACUUUGUGUAUACAGUACAUACUUUAUUUAGUUUAAAAUGUGUAAGGGUUAUGUAGCACCUGUUUUCCUUGUUUGAAUUGUUUUUACAAUGAUUUCUAUAAUUAGUUACCAACAUUAAAAGUACGUUUAACAUACCUCAUUCUGGGCCUGUAGUUUUGUAAUAGAUUGUGAUUAGUUAUUGUGAGUAGGAUUAUUUUACUUCAUAUUCCACUGCAACCCAAAUGUUCAAGGGGAAAAAAAACCUAACUAAUGAAUGAAAGAAUGUGAUUGGAAUUGGAUAUUUUUAAUUGUGUAAGGGUCAUGAGCAAAGUGAAAAUGAGUUGGAAAAAGUUGGCGGCAGCUAUGCGUAAGCAUGUAGUGUGUGAGACUUAAGUAAGAUGCUUGAAUGUUUGAAGGCAUUUUCAUCAAGCAGUACACUUCAUUUCACUUCAAGUGUGUAAUUUGUUGUCAUUUCUAUAAAAUUACCACAUGCACCACAUUUUUGUCACCUUUUUGUUGGGUAGCAACUGCAAUGUACAAGGUAUAAAAAUGGUCGGCGUGAGAUAUAAGACCCCAUAUGUAUGUAUAUAUUUCACUGCAUAUCGGCUCAUAUCAAUGCUCAGUGAAAACACUGAGCAAAUUAGGAUUUACUGUUCUAAAAAAAAAAAAAAAAAACUGUGACAUGCUUAACUAAACUGUAUUUUAUUUCAGGAACUAUGGCUAGUUUCUCCACCGUUCAUAUGUCAAUAAUGAUCUGAACAUCAGACUCUUAAUGAAUGGAAUAUAUUAUCUCUGAAUUCAAAAUUUCAUUUUGAUAUUUCCUUGUAUCACUUCUUCUGACCAGUAAUAGUUCACGGUCAAUUGAACUGGAGUAGUGAUUCCUUUCUUUUCUUCUUUUUUUUUU
Corythoichthys intestinalis (scribbled pipefish) is the source of this 4355-nucleotide messenger RNA. Its product is annotated as excitatory amino acid transporter 2-like. Gene Ontology annotation, biological process: L-aspartate transmembrane transport; L-glutamate import across plasma membrane. Gene Ontology annotation, cellular component: plasma membrane. Bases 508 to 2124 code for a protein of 538 amino acids. The record is from RefSeq and is a predicted model, not a curated record. Gene Ontology annotation, molecular function: L-glutamate transmembrane transporter activity; neutral L-amino acid transmembrane transporter activity; glutamate:sodium symporter activity. The transcript is spliced from 12 exons. NCBI's taxonomy places the organism in Eukaryota, Metazoa, Chordata, Actinopteri, Syngnathiformes, Syngnathidae.